Molecule: messenger RNA, 2035 nt
Organism: Exserohilum turcica Et28A
Lineage: Eukaryota; Fungi; Ascomycota; Dothideomycetes; Pleosporales; Pleosporaceae
Exons: 2
Coding region: 252-1748 (498 amino acids)
Cellular component (GO): nucleus
Molecular function (GO): zinc ion binding
Source: RefSeq, a predicted model, not a curated record
CGUCGCUGCUCGCCAUAGCCGCCAUCACGCGUCGCCGUCUCAGCGCGCAGUCUCGCCAUCUGUCUCCUCUGCACAUCCGCUUGCAACCUGGCCAGCGCCGCGCCUUUCCCGUCCGGCCUGAAUCAGAGUAAACAAAGAUCGACGCCCAAAGCCUGCUCGCCAACCACACACCACACAGCCCGCGCAUCCCGGGUAACAAGGCACAAGACUCCCUGCACCACACCGCUGUUUGGCCGUCUUACUUAUAAAAUAUGACGUCGACAGAGCAGCAGCCCGCGCUCGCCACCACCAAGCGCAAGUUCAACAGGCUGCUCGACAACCUCACCGGAAGCACGCCGACGACUUCUCUGGCAAGCAGCCUCCACGAAUCGAAUGCAUCGACCGCAUCCCUUUCCGAGCCAGGCAGCCCGGAGCAGCCCCCCAAGCGCCCCCGCAGCGCAGGCCUAAGCAUGGAGCGCCAGCGCAACAUAUCAGAGGGCCAGGAGCGCAUACGCCAAUUGAAGGAGCAGCUGCUGACGCCACGGAGAGAGGGCACAAUCAAAGUAGUAGGCAAAACGACUAUCACGCCCAAGGCCUCGACGCCACAAGCCACGACGCCGCGCAAGUCGCCCAAUUUCCAGCCCUACAGCCAAGAGCAUUUUCUCGAGCGCCUCAAGACAUUUGCAGAUGUCAGGAAGUGGUCUACGAAACCGGAUGCCAUCAACGAGGUCGCAUGGGCAAUGCGAGGAUGGAGCUGCGAUAUCUGGAACACGGUCGCUUGCAAGGGGGGAUGCGAGAACCGUGUUGCGGUCAAGCUGAGGCCCAAACGAAGAGACGCUAAUGGAAGGGAUAUCGAAAUGAGCGAGGAUCUGGCGGUCGAGAUUGACGACGCGCUGGUGGAGAGAUACAGAGAGAUGAUUGUUGAGGGGCACGCCGACGACUGCUUGUGGCGGAAGCGAGGCUGCCAAGAAGACAUUUACCAUAUCCCUAUCGCGUCGCGAACCAAGAGCUUCACCGAGCUGCUCGAGCGAUACCGCUCGCUCAGGGCUAUAACGGCCGACCUUCCCCUCCUCGAACACCUCACCUAUCCCGACCCAUCAAUUCGCCGCAUUGUCCAGCGCAUACCCUCGACAUUCUUCACAUCCGUACCUGACACCCCAGUGCCCAACUCGCAAGUCGAUGUCGUAGCCUUUGGCUUUGCCCUCUUCGGCUGGAGCGGUGUCAAAGAGUCACGCAUCUCCCUCGCCAUAUGCAACCACUGUUUCCAGCGCCUGGGCCUGUGGCUCUCCUCAGCCUCACGCCUCAAGGAAAUGAGCAAAAAGCUCAACGUACCCGUAGACAGCCUACGCCUAAACCUGCUCGAAUCGCACCGCGAACACUGCCCCUGGAAAAACGCAGACGUCCAAGGAAACUCCAAAGACGGCCCCAUAGCAAACAUGGCAGCUUGGCAGACCCUGCAAUUCAUGCUCCUAGGCAAGCACAAAGACUCUUCUUCCGCUACGGCCCCCAGCACCCCGCACAAACAGGCGUCCAGGAAACAGCAUAGCCACACCGAUAGCAUCGAUGCCGACGCUGACCUCGAGUACCCGCGCGGCAGUGUCGAUAGCGUAGAGCGAACAAAGUACAACGACGAGGACGAAGAUGGCGGCCUCAAGGAAAAAUGGAUCAAGCUCAAGGCCAAGCUCAAACGCAGUGCCAGUAAAAAGAGUCUGAAGAGUACCAAGAGCGGAAAGAGCACUAAGAGCACUGGCACAAAGGAAAAGUCUUAGAAGGCCUUUUGGAUGUGACGGUGUUGAUGUGCUGUACUCUUUCCCCUUUGCUCUAUACCUGUUUGUUGUGUCUUGGGGUAGCGGUUGCGUAAUGUCCAAGGUGUUUGUGUGUAUGUGUGCUUGUGCGUUAUGGAAUGAGAAGAUGAUGUGGAGUGUGUGUGGAUAUAUCAUGAUAAUGUCUCUUUUUUUUUAAUCCAUGUUUUUUUGGGGGGGCGAAAUGAGUGAGUGAGUGAGUGAGUGGGAGAUGAUUAAUGUUUCUUCUUUAAUCAUUAGUAAUUUGACUGAAG